Molecule: messenger RNA, 234 nt
Organism: Lactuca virosa
Lineage: Eukaryota; Viridiplantae; Streptophyta; Magnoliopsida; Asterales; Asteraceae
Source: the annotation of a GenBank genome assembly
AUGAAUCGGUCGACACCAACUGUCCUUUAUAUUAACAUCUCCUCUCUCAGUGUUAGGUCAGAACUCGCACGAGCACACCAGAAACCAAUAACCACCAUCGUCGGAUUAUUCACUCACCAUCAUCCUCCUUCUCUCACUGAAAACUUCUCCUUCCCAACUCAAAAAAUCAUCAAAUCGAGCAGGUUUCAAUUUGUGUGCAAUAUACUUGAUUGGAUAUCAGAAUUAUGGAUGUAA